This is a messenger RNA of Coccomyxa subellipsoidea C-169, 618 nucleotides long. RefSeq lists its product as hypothetical. Lineage: Eukaryota; Viridiplantae; Chlorophyta; Trebouxiophyceae; Coccomyxaceae. Gene Ontology annotation, molecular function: zinc ion binding. The transcript has 4 exons. The record is from RefSeq and is a predicted model, not a curated record. The annotation marks the transcript as partial.
GACAUGUGUUGGGUGUGCCUGGGGGAGUCGACUUCGAGCGAGCCGCUGUGCUGCCCCUGCAAAUGCCCGCGGCCGGUGCAUGCGCACUGCCUAGCGCGCUGGCAGCUCCACUCUGCAGGCACCAGGUACGGAUGCGCCACUUGUAGCACAGCACUGGAGGAGACGACAUGCAGAUUCUGUGAGGCGCAGCUGCCGGACUGGAAGCCAAUUCUGACACCCUCAGCUGAGGAGGUCGCUAAGGCUUCACCCACCAUGAGCGUGACCUUCAAUGGGCAGGUGCACCACGUCACGGUGAAAGGGGGGCCGAACGGCUACUCGGACUUCAUCAGAGACAUCCAGAGCAUCUUCGGCAUCACCACAGAGCAUGACAUGCAGCUGGCCUUCGACUGCGCCGACCCCAUUUCAGGCCAGCUUUUGAAGCUGAACGGCGCGGGCGCGUACCAGGCGGCGGUGCACUGCGCCACGAUCUCGGCGGCCAAGCGGCUGCGCGGCUGGUCCCGGCAGCGGCGCACCGUCGCGCCGGCCGCCCCCGUGGCCGACGCGGAAGCGCUGUCGCAGCUCGAAUCCCCCUCGACGCCCCCCCGCCACAUGCCCAACGCCCAUCCUUGCUGGGAUUAG